AUGGCAACCGAAAAUAAUAGAGAAGAUACAAAUAAUGAAGAUUUUACGGAAGAAGAUCCUCUUAAAGGAAAUGGAGAAGCAGAAGUUAAACGUAGUUUUAAGGACAAAGUGGUGUAUGUGUUCAAAAAUAUUACCCUCGAGCCCUCGCUGUCAAUGUUCGUGUUAUCAGCCAUGAUAUUAAUGACAGCAUCACAGAAUUUAAAUCUAGACAAGGCUUGUCGUGUAAACCUUAACUUCACAGAAGAAAUAUGUCAUUCUCUACGAAUGCAAGAAGUGGACUCACAGAACGAAUAUGAAAGAGAAACGCAGAAGCUGCUUGCCAGAGCUCUAUCAUGGAGAACUUAUUUAUCAGCCACAAUACCAUGUAUUCUGGCCCUAUUUGUGGGGUCAUUCUCUGAUAGAACGGGGCACAGAAAAUUCUUCAUGAUGGUGUCAAUUACUGGACAAUUGCUCAUUGGUAUCAACAACAUGAUUCAUGUCUAUUUCUUCAACGAGCUCCCUUUGGAAGCUUUAAUCUUCUCUGAAGCUCUUAUCGAGGGUUUUACUGGAGGAUGGUGCAUUUGUUUCUUAACAGCCUUUGCCUUUAUUAGUACUAUUACAACCGACGAGACGAGAACAUUCAGACUUGGUCUGGUCAGUUUUAGUGUGACAGUGGCUUUUCCCAUUGGAAUGGGGGUCAGUGGGAUCCUGUUGAAGAAGAUUGGUUACUAUGGCUGCUACGGACUGACAUCAGGCUUACAGUUCCUCAAUUUGAUGUAUAUUGUAUUUGUGGUGAGGGAUCCGAAGAGAAACAAGGAACAAAAGAAGCACGAUCGUCAAGGCUGCUGUCACUUAUUCCGCGUCUUCUUCGACCCAUCGAACGUCAAAGAGACCAUUGCUGUGCUGUUGAAGAAAGCUCCUAAGAGCAGGAGGCUACGACUAUGUGUCCUUCUUGGAGUAGUCAGCGUUUUAUUCGGACCGAUGUACGGUGAAAUUUCUGUCAUGUACUUAUCCACAAGAUAUAGAUUCAAUUGGGACGAAGUGAAAUUCAGUAUAUUCCAGUCAUAUAACUUCAUUACACAUACUAUUGGUACAAUAUUCUCGAUUCUGGUGCUGAGUAAAUAUUUGAAGUGGCAUGACUCACUCCUGGGCAUCGUGUCCACAUUGAGUAAGAUCGCUGCUUCAUUCGUCUACUGUUUUGCUAAGAAUGAGAAGGUGUUUUAUAUAGCUCCUAUGGUUGAAAUUCUGAAUGGGACAUCGUUGCUGGCAAUGAGGUCGAUAAUCUCAAAACUUGUUGAACCAAAUGAAUUAGGUAAAGUGAACUCGCUGAUAGGCUUGGUAGAGAACCUAAUGCCAUUGAUAUACGUGCCAUUGUACACAAGGGUGUACACAGCCACCAUGGAAGUAUUGCCAGGUGCUGUGUUCCUGCUGGGAGCCAGCAUGACACUUCCUGCUGUGAUAGUGCUUUUCUGGCUGUUCUUCGAACACAGAAAAGAAGUGCGAAAACAGAAGAAACAUUCAAAGCAUCCUGAAAUACUCGAGUCAUAG
This is a messenger RNA of Spodoptera littoralis (African cotton leafworm), 1527 nucleotides long. Lineage: Eukaryota; Metazoa; Arthropoda; Insecta; Lepidoptera; Noctuidae. The record is from the annotation of a GenBank genome assembly.